Messenger RNA from Aegilops tauschii subsp. strangulata, 375 nucleotides. The record is from RefSeq and is a predicted model, not a curated record. NCBI's taxonomy places the organism in Eukaryota, Viridiplantae, Streptophyta, Magnoliopsida, Poales, Poaceae.
AUGGCUGAGCCGCUGGAGCGGCGGCAUCUCUCUUUCGUCAUUGCUUAUGAGGCGGAGAAGGAUGCGGAGUGCUCCGACGCGCUGGAGGAGCCGGAGCGGCAGCGUCUGUCUUCCGCCGUUGCUGACAAGGCGGAGGAGGAGGCGGACUGCUCGGAUGCGUUGGAGGAGCCGCUGGAGCGGCGGCAUCUCUCUUUCGUCAUUGCUUAUGAGGCGGAGAAGGAUGCGGAGUGCUCCGACGCGCCGGAGGAGCCGGAGCGGCAGCGUCUGUCUUCCGCCGUUGCUGACAAGGCGGAGGAGGAGGCGGACUGCUCGGAUGCGUUGGAGGAGGUGAAGGAGAAGGCAGAGUGCCGGCCUCACGCGCCAGAGGAGCCGUAG